AUGGACUCCAGCUGUAGCUUCUCCGCGUGGCUGGAGCUGCUGCUAGGGGCGUUGCUCCUCCUGCUGGAGGGCAGAGAGCUGGUGGGGGGAAAUAAUGGUACCGAGCCCAAGACCCCUGUUUUAGUUGUUUUGGAGGGCGGUGAGAAGCUGCAGCUGGGGUUAGGUGUGGGCGGGAGCAUUGGAAUUAGGGAAGUUUUAUUAACAAGUGGAUGUCCUGGAGGGGAAUCAAAGUGUAUUGUUCGAGUGGAAGAAUGCAGAGGACCAGUAGACUGUGGAUGGAAUAGACCAAUGUCAGAAAACAGUUCUACUGCAAAACUUUCUUGUAUUUAUAUACCACCAGUGAAACGAUUCAAGUAUACAUGGAAAAUGCUUGUUCCAGGCCAGCAAGCACUCAUUCUUCCCAAUGACUCAGCUAUCUUUGAAGCACACCGGGAAACUCACCCAGUAGCAUUCCAGUGUGACACAUCAGAAAAAAAUGAAAUAAUUGCCACUGUAAAGUAUACCGUAUAUACCACAGGUGAAGUACAGACAAGAAAAAUAAGUCGACCAAACACUGAUAUAAUACUGGUCUUUGUCCUGAUCACCGGUGUUAUUAUUUGUAUUGGUGUGAUCUUUGCAUUAGUCUUCAUAGUUAUUCACUGGGGUGCUGUAAAAACACUCUGGGGAACAAAAGACUCUCUUUCAGAAGUGCGUUCUGAAGAAAGCUCAGCUAAAUGCCAAGAAUCGACUUGUCCGGAAACAUUGCCAACAGAUACCUUUGCGACUGAAGAAGAUAUUUUGGCUGAAUGGAAUGAGUGA
Molecule: messenger RNA, 798 nt
Organism: Gracilinanus agilis (Agile Gracile Mouse Opossum)
Lineage: Eukaryota; Metazoa; Chordata; Mammalia; Didelphimorphia; Didelphidae
Gene: SPACA1
Product: sperm acrosome associated 1
Exons: 6
Coding region: 1-798 (265 amino acids)
Biological process (GO): acrosome assembly
Cellular component (GO): acrosomal membrane
Source: RefSeq, a predicted model, not a curated record